UUAAAUAAAAAAAAAACAGCACACGUGACCCGAGAGUCAAGGUAAAAUUUGAGCUGUCCAUAUAAAUCGCUAAGUGAGCGCAACAUUCCUUUCUCUUGUUGUUAAUCUCGCCAAACUGGACAAGUGAGAGUUGAUAGACUGCCUGAACAGAAUAGCGCCAGGAAAAGCUGCGUUGUCACCCUCGCUGGACGACUGAUCUCCUUUCAAGAUGUGGUCUGAAGGAGGCUCUUUCGUCAAGGGGGUGGCCCUAGGAGGAGUCUUCUACCUGUUGCUCUCGCUCCUAGGGAGUUUCAGCCCAAAUGCCAAAUCUGUCUCGGAGGACCUUCACCAACACCACCAUGUCCAGGCGCAGAGUAACGAUAACCUGAAGCAGCUCUCGGAAUCGCAGACGCAGGAGUUAAAAGAUCAAGUCCGCGUCUAUUGCGUCAUCAUGGUCCAGCCAAAGAUUCUGGUCUACUGGGCUGCUGCCGUGGGCACCUGGAGCAAACACUGCGACAAGGCCGUGUUUUACACCUCAGAGUCAUCCAAGGCCCUCGAGGCAGUUGACCUGCAGGAAAGAGAUGGUUGGGCGAGGUUGUGUAAAGCUCUAAAGCAUGCUUACGAGAACGCCGGGGACCUGCGCUGGUUCUUCGUGGCACAGCCCAUGACCUUUGCCAUCAUCGAAAACCUCAAGUACCUGCUGCUCACCAAGGAUCCCAGUGAGCCCUUCUACAUGGGCAACGCCUGGAAGUCCGGGGAGCUGGAGUAUGUCACGUACGAGAGCGGCAUCGUCCUCAGCUACGAGGCUCUGAAAAGGUUUGUGCGCGUGCUGGACGACAAGAACAAGUGUCCCAUACGAGUGAACCGCCUGUGGAAGGUUAGCGAAGACAAACAGCUGGCCAUGUGUCUCAAGUACACAGGCGUGUUCGCUGAGAACGGCGAGGACACGCGCGGCAUGGGCCUGUUCAACGGGAAGAGCCUCGAUGCUCUGAUCAAGGAAAGUAUGAAAAACAACCCCAAAAAUGUGGUCGAGGGCUGCUGCUCCGACUUUGCCGUCACAUUCAACGGCAUGACCCCCAACCAGAUGCAGGUGAUGAUGUAUGGCGUCUACCGGCUUCGUCCAUAUGGCCACGAUUUUCACGACUUGCUCAUUUUUGACCCGCCAGAAGGUUCGGAUAAUGACUAGGAUCACAGGCUGCGCCAGGCCUUUUUGUACGAGCUGCUUGAGUGUGAAGAUGUUUUCCAUCGGGAUCCUCACUGGCGGAAAUGCUUCCUUGGGCGUCGAUUAAGAAAAAACAAGAAUGUCCAUUGCUCACUAACUGUUCUUUGAAGGCAAAGCUGGGAACUGUGUUAAUGUGAAAUUGGUUCCCGGAAACAUCCAAUAGCUUCUUUUAUUUUUUUUUAAAUCCUAUUCUGUCUUUGUGCUGUCCUGAAGCUGCAUUACAUUCAUUCAUUCAUUCAUCUUCCGAGCCGCUUGAUCCUCACUAGGGUCGCGGGGGGUGUUGGAGCCUAUCCCAGCUGUCUUCGGGCAGUAGGCGGGGGGACACCCUGAAUCGGUUGCCAGCCAAUCGCAGGGCACACAGAAACGAACAACCAUUCGCACUCGCACUCACACCUAGGGACAAUUUAGAGUGUUCAAUCAGCCUGCCACGCAUGUUUUUGGAAUGUAGGAGGAAACCGGAGCACCCGGAGAAAACCCAUGCAGGCCCGGGGAGAACAUGCAAACUCCACACAGGGAGGCCGGAGCUGGAAUCGAACCCGGUACCUCUGCACUGUGAAGCCGACGUGCUAACCACUAGACUACCGGGCCGCCCGCUGCAUUACAUGAGCACACUAAAUCCAGACACCUUGCAAAUCCCUUUUCAUGUCUGCUCUAAUUUUACAAUUUAAAGAUGCGUACGUUG
Hippocampus zosterae (dwarf seahorse) is the source of this 1883-nucleotide messenger RNA. RefSeq names its product C1GALT1-specific chaperone 1 (gene c1galt1c1). Gene Ontology annotation, molecular function: N-acetylgalactosaminide beta-1,3-galactosyltransferase activity. The transcript is spliced from 2 exons. The record is from RefSeq and is a predicted model, not a curated record. Bases 209 to 1165 code for a protein of 318 amino acids. NCBI's taxonomy places the organism in Eukaryota, Metazoa, Chordata, Actinopteri, Syngnathiformes, Syngnathidae.